Molecule: messenger RNA, 3473 nt
Organism: Astyanax mexicanus (Mexican tetra)
Lineage: Eukaryota; Metazoa; Chordata; Actinopteri; Characiformes; Acestrorhamphidae
Gene: sec23b
Product: SEC23 homolog B, coat complex II component
Exons: 19
Coding region: 172-2472 (766 amino acids)
Biological process (GO): intracellular protein transport; COPII-coated vesicle budding; COPII-coated vesicle cargo loading
Cellular component (GO): endoplasmic reticulum exit site; COPII vesicle coat
Molecular function (GO): GTPase activator activity; zinc ion binding
Source: RefSeq, a predicted model, not a curated record
AGUAACACGUCAUUCUACUGCUGGAGCUUCAGGAACUGGUGCUGCCGGCGAGAAGUUACCAUUUGAUUUAUGAUUAUCUGUCCUAAAGCUCGGGAUUCAGUAUAGAUGAGCUGUUUAUAGAUUAUUUAUCGAGGCUGUGAGACUGUGUAGCGGAUUUAACUGAAAGAUAAAAUGGCAACGUUUCAGGAGUUUAUUCAACAGAAUGAGGAUCGUGAUGGGGUGCGAUGCAGCUGGAACCUCUGGCCCUCCAGCAGGUUGGAGGCCACGCGAAUGGUGGUACCAGUAUCCUGCCUUUUCACCCCCCUUAAAGAGCGGCCCAACCUGCCUCCGGUACAGUACGAACCCGUGCUCUGCAGUCGAGCCACCUGCAAAGCCGUGCUCAACCCACUCUGUCAAGUGGACUUCAGAGCUAAGAUUUGGGCGUGCAAUUUCUGCUUCCAGAGAAACCCUUUCCCUCCAUCAUAUGCAGGCAUCUCAGAAGUUAAUCAGCCUGCUGAACUAAUGCCACAGUUCUCCACAAUUGAGUACAUAGUACAGCGUGGUCCUGCAGCUCCACUGGUCUUUCUGUAUGUGGUGGACACAUGUCUAGAGGAGGAGGACCUACAGGCCCUGAGGGAGUCUCUGCAGAUGUCUCUCAGUCUGCUGCCACCAAACGCUUUAGUGGGGCUGAUCACUUUUGGGCGCAUGAUCCAGGUUCAUGAGCUGAGUUGUGAGGGCAUCUCUAAGAGUUACGUCUUCCGCGGGACCAAGGAGCUCACUCCCAAACAGAUACAUGAGAUGCUUGGUCUGAUGAAGCCAACAACUUCAGGACAGCAAGCCCGUCCUCCUGUCCCUCAAGAGGCUGCUGCGUCCUGCAGAUUCCUUCAGCCUGUACAUAAAGUGGAUUUGAAUCUGACUGAUCUACUUGGUGAGCUGCAGAGGGAUCCCUGGCCGGUUCCACAGGGAAAGAGACCCCUUCGCUCCACAGGCAUCGCACUCUCCAUUGCAGUAGCACUGCUAGAGGGUACAUUCCCAAACACUGGAGCUCGCAUGAUGCUUUUCACGGGUGGGCCUCCCACCCAGGGUCCAGGCAUGGUGGUAGGAGAUGAGCUGAAGACUCCAAUCCGCUCAUGGCACGACAUUCAAAAGGACAAUGCCCGUCAUAUGAAGAAGGCUAUCAAAUACCAUGAGGCUCUGGCGAACCGUGCUGCAGUGAAUGGACACAGCAUUGACAUCUAUGCCUGCGCUCUGGACCAGACUGGCUUACUGGAGAUGAAGUGUCUGUCCAAUCUUACAGGAGGACACAUCGUCAUGGGAGACUCCUUCAACACCUCUCUGUUCAAGCAGACAUUCCAGAGAGUCUUCAGUAAAGAUUACAAUGGGGAGUUUCGCAUGGCUUUUGGAGCCAGCUUAGAAGUGAAGACCUCAAGAGAGCUGAAAGUGUCAGGAGCGAUUGGUCCUUGUGUAUCUCUCAACGCUAAGGGACCCAGUGUUUCUGAGAACGAGAUGGGAGUUGGAGGUACCUGCCAGUGGAAGAUCUGUAGUCUCAACCCGUCCACCACCCUCGCUCUGUAUUUCGAAGUGGUGAAUCAGCACAACUCUCCCAUCCCUCAGGGAGGCAGAGGAGCCAUCCAGUUUGUAACACAAUACCAGCACUCCAACACACAGAGGAGGAUCCGUGUUACCACCAUCGCAAGAAACUGGGCAGAUGCACAGUCCCAAAUUCAGCACAUCGAGGCGUCGUUUGAUCAGGAGGCGGCCGCUGUACUCAUGGCUAGGCUGGGCGUGUUUAGGGCGGAGUCAGAGGAAGGCCCCGAUGUUCUCCGCUGGCUUGACAGGCAGCUCAUUCGCCUGUGCCAGAAAUUUGGACAGUACAAUAAAGAGGACCCAAAUUCCUUCAGGCUGUCAGAAUCACUGUCUCUCUACCCUCAGUUCAUGUUCCACUUGAGGAGGUCCCCAUUCCUGCAGGUGUUUAAUAACAGUCCAGACGAGUCGUCCUACUACAGACACCAGUUUGUGCGGCAAGACCUGACGCAGUCACUGAUCAUGAUCCAGCCCAUCCUCUACUCCUACUCCUUCCACGGCCCACCUGAGCCUGUUCUUCUGGACAGCAGCAGCAUCCUUCCAGAUCAUAUUCUGCUGAUGGACACUUUCUUCCAGCUGGUCAUCUAUCACGGAGAGACCAUUGCUCAGUGGCGAAAAGCAGGAUACCAGGAGAUGCCAGAGUAUGAGAACUUCCGCCAGCUGCUGCAAGCUCCCGUAGACGACGCUCAGGAGAUCCUGCAGACGCGCUUCCCCAUGCCUCGCUACAUCGACACAGAGCACGGUGGCUCACAGGCUCGCUUCCUGCUUUCCAAAGUCAACCCCUCCCAAACACACAACAACCUCUACGCCUGGGGACAGGAGGCUGGAGCUCCCAUUCUCACAGACGAUGUCAGUCUCCAGGUCUUCAUGGAUCAUCUAAAGAAACUGGCUGUUUCCAGCUCAGCGUAAAACAUUCCUGAGGAAAGGACAAUUAAAUAACUGUGAUCCUUCACUGCAGGAGGAAAUUAACAUUUACAUUUCAGCCUUUACCCUUCACACCUUAUGAAGUAUUUUCAUCAGAGAUUGUGAUAUGACAUUCCUUCAUCCGUUCUUAAAUGCACAUAAUUAUAAUAAUAAUAAUUUUAAAGACUUUUGUCAAAAAGACUCUUCUGUCCAGCUGACCACUAGUUUUGAUGCUAUUAUUUUCUGUUAGACAUUUUUGAGCUGUAUCUGACUACUGUAUAACAUGACUUCCUGUUUCCUGAUUAUACUGACCCAGUUUCAAUGAACUUUAACCAUGUUUUCCAAGAUACAUGAGUAGUAUGUAAAUGUGCACGCUGUAUCCAAAUCCAGGUUGCUCUGCACAUAGAUGGGAAAUGCAGGUCAAUUACAAAAAAGUUAGGAAGAUGUAUCAAAUAAUUUUACUAAUGCUUUCAAACUCUAUAUCACAAGUGCAUGUUCAAACUUGGGAAUAUUUGAACAUUUUUUUUUCUUUAAUAAUGGGAUAUUAUGUGAUUUUUGUUAUUUUUCUGACCUUUAAAGUGUCCAUUUUAAGUUUGUGCUCAUAGAACCAGACUGUGCAUCACAAUAAUAAUUUAUUUACAGCGUACAUUGUGUUCUGCACCCUUUCAGCCCUUUCAGUGUUGUUGUUUUUGCCUGUGUUUUAUUUCCAUGAUUUAAUAAAACCUCGGGUCACUUGGCUGUGCUCCACAUCUCCUCUUUAAAGGGAUGUUUGAUGGAGUGAAAACACUGUUCUGAUGAAGAAGUUUGAUGCAGGCUUCUCCAUGGUCUCUAGUUUUAUCUCAUUAUGCAUUGCAACAUUCUGAUGAACGUUCUCGAUAUAAACGUUGGUAUAACUGGAUGAAUGCUCAUGACAAGGAUUUUAAAUAUUGUUAAUGUAUAGAUUUACAUUCCAGAUGUAACUUUAACUGUAAUUGUGAAUCUUGUAUAUAAAUAUUAUUACAAUAACA